CGAUCGUCUCCGGAGCAAGUGUCUCGCUGUGGUCCUCUCUUCCUUGAAACCUCACCAUGAAGCUGUUGAUGCUGCUGGCGCUGGCGGGGCUGGCGAGCUGCAGCACAACCCUGGUCGGAGGCGACCGCGCCAGGGACGUCUCUCUUCGCUACAAGUACUACGACGACGACGGCAGGGAGAUCCAGGUGGAGGUGGAGGCCGAGAGGCUGGGACUCGGCCUCGUCGGCGGGGCGCCCCGGAAGGCCGCGGUCGCCGCCCCUGCCCCUGCCCCUGCCCCUGCCGCCCGCCUUGCCCCCGUGACCGCCGUCCCUUACUUCGCCCUCCGACCCCGUGCGCCGACAAACUUCGCCCCCGUGGAGGUCACCCAGGUGCAGACCCGCUUCGCCCCGGCCACUCGCAAGGUCGUCCCCGUCCUGCAGCCGCAGGUGAUGACUCGCUUGGUCAAGGUCGCCCCGGCUCCCCAGGUCACCCGCUACGUCCAGGUGAAGGCUCCUAGGACCAGCUACGUCAGACUGGAUGACGACGACGACGACGACGAUGACGACGACGUCCCGUUCGUCUUCCGCCCAUCGCGCCCCGUCGCCCCCCGCGCCACCGCAACCGUGCAGCGCCUGGCGACCCUGCGCUCCUCCCUGGCCGCCCUCGACAGGGUCCCCGUGGUCCCCGCCCGCAGGGUCUCGGACAGCAGCGAUGAGGAUUAGGCACGUGCUCCAGCUUGCACUAGCUCCUCUCUUUA
Messenger RNA from Penaeus indicus, 736 nucleotides. RefSeq lists its product as uncharacterized. The transcript has 3 exons. The record is from RefSeq and is a predicted model, not a curated record. Bases 57 to 701 code for a protein of 214 amino acids. NCBI's taxonomy places the organism in Eukaryota, Metazoa, Arthropoda, Malacostraca, Decapoda, Penaeidae.